Salvia splendens (bonfire salvia) is the source of this 1287-nucleotide messenger RNA. Its product is annotated as two-pore potassium channel 1. The record is from RefSeq and is a predicted model, not a curated record. Gene Ontology annotation, molecular function: calcium ion binding; outward rectifier potassium channel activity; potassium ion leak channel activity. The transcript has 2 exons. Gene Ontology annotation, biological process: stabilization of membrane potential; potassium ion transmembrane transport. NCBI's taxonomy places the organism in Eukaryota, Viridiplantae, Streptophyta, Magnoliopsida, Lamiales, Lamiaceae. The coding region runs from base 45 to 1097 and encodes 350 amino acids. Gene Ontology annotation, cellular component: plasma membrane; plant-type vacuole membrane.
AUUUUUAAUUAGUUCUAUCCAAACAUUGCCCCUAAAAGUCUGCAAUGGAAAAGAAAGAAGUUGAAAAUCCAUUACUAGAACAAGCUGCAGAAUCUUCGCACCCGUCUAGUCGAAGCAACCCCUUAAUGAAGAGAAGAUACCGCUCCAGCAAGACCGUUCCCGACCAAGCCUCCCCUGCAGAGCAAAGCCGCUCUGCUUCACUUCAGCAUCCGAACGCUAUCGCUGAAAACAAGGUGGAUGUAAAGCUAGUCCUCAUGAUCUUGUUGUCAUACAUCACCGCAGGCGCCCUCUGCUUCUUUUUAGUUAGGUAUCAGAUCAAGGGAAACAAGACUAAUGGAGUUAUCGACUCCAUCUAUCUGUGCAUUGUCACCAUGACAACUGUUGGAUACGGGGACCUUGUGCCUGACAGCACCAUGUCAAAGAUGCUCGCUUGCAUCUUCGUGUUUGUGGGGAUGGCACUGGUUGGACUCCUCCUCAGCAAGGCGGUGGAUGACAUAGUUGAGAAUCAGGAGGUUUUCCUAGUCAGGGUGAUGCACUUGCGCGACAAAUGUGAUUCCGUUGAGAUGCUCAAGGAAGUUGAGACCAACAAGGUCAAGUACAAGUUCCUAACUCUCCUCUUUUCACUUGUGAUGUUCAUGGCCACUGGAACGCUGUUCUUGUAUCAGAAGGAGGGGUUGUUCUUCUUUGACGCGGUGUAUUGUGUCUGCUCCACCAUCACCACUCUCGGAUAUGGAGACAAGAGCUUCUCCACCCCUGAGGGCCGCGUGUUUGCUUCCUUUUGGAUACUGAUGAGCACCAUUUGCUUGGCUCAGUUCUUUUAUUCUUUGGCUGAACUUUACACUGAACGUCGUAGGAAAUUGCUGGUGGAAUGGGCGAUGUCUAGGAAGCUAACGGCUUCUGAUCUCGAGGCAGCAGAUUUGGAUCAUGACAAAGCUGUGAGUGCGGCGGAAUUUGUGGUGUAUAAACUCAAGGAAAUGGGGAAGAUCCGGGAGGAAGACGUUGCGAUGGUGAUGGAAUGGUUCAAAGUUCUUGAUGUUGAUCACUCGGGUUCACUUACGCAAACUGACUUAAGGAAUGCUGGAGCAUCCACUUCUUAGGAGCCCAACUUUGUUAGACACAUACAUUAUUUUGUUUCAUGGCUUCUUCUUCUUCUUACCACAACUUUGUAAGCUUUUAGAUGGUUUUGGUACAAGAAUGAUUUGAGUAUAGAUGGCUCGACGCCAAAAAUAGUGUUGUUUUCAGGAUUUAACAAGUUAAUAAGGAGUAUAGUCUGUAAUAUGUUACCAA